GACAAAUCACACCAUGCCUACUAGGACCGGACAAACCAGUACUAGCAAGGAGGUUGAAAACAUAUUAAACCUCCUUAAGCAAGUGAACAGUAAGCAAGCUGCUAGCACCAAGGAGGUUCAGUCACUUCCUCCAACAACUCAGCCAGACUGGGUAUUUGGAAACUUGGCUCCGGAUUCGCCGUGGAAGUUUAACGCCACAGCAUUGAAAGAAAUUAGAAAUAUCACCGCGGUGGGACUGAACCUCAAAAGUCGUCUGCAGGAGCACAAGUGGGGCAACGUCACAAAACCCGCGCUUCCCAUUGGUCACUACAACACAUGCGCAGUCGUGGGCAACAGCGGUGUUCUCCUAGGCAGCCGCUGUGGUGCCGAGAUCGACUCCAUGGAUUACGUCAUCAGGAUAGACCUCCCUGUGCUCAGAGGUUUCGAGGAGGACGUUGGCGGGCGGACUAAUAUGACAAUACUCAACCUCAAAACGCCUCGGCGACUGGCGGAGUCUUCACAUUUUGAAAACAGAUCUCUCGAUGUGUACGAGAGUCGACUACAGGACGUGAAGAAUUCUGUCCUGCUUGGAGACUACAGAGCGAGACGAAAAAUCAUGGAGGCUUUACCAGUUUACAAGCUACCCUUUUCAGUGGUGAUUACAGAGAAUAAGCUGAGGAAGGGCGUUAUGCCGCUUGCAUCUAAAAUAGCUGGGAGGAGCAUGAAAAAGACGCCCACCAUCGGUCUCGUGAGCGUGCUGAUGAUGACGUCCUUCUGUGACCACGCCUACAUCUACGGGUUCUUCCCCUUUUUUAAGGACAAGAACAACGUGGCGGUUCCCUACCACUACUUCCCAAACGACAACGUCAACUCUCGCCGCAACCCUCCCUUGAUGAACGGCUUCGAUGAGUUACACAACGUCGACCAGGAAUAUGACUUCCACAGGGAGCUACACAGAAGAGGCGCGGUGAAGAUGCAGCUUGGUCCAUGCGGAAAACGUUGA
Molecule: messenger RNA, 982 nt
Organism: Branchiostoma belcheri (Belcher's lancelet)
Lineage: Eukaryota; Metazoa; Chordata; Leptocardii; Amphioxiformes; Branchiostomatidae
Product: alpha-2,8-sialyltransferase 8B-like
Exons: 4
Coding region: 14-982 (322 amino acids)
Biological process (GO): oligosaccharide metabolic process; N-glycan processing
Molecular function (GO): alpha-N-acetylneuraminate alpha-2,8-sialyltransferase activity
Source: RefSeq, a predicted model, not a curated record